AUGGAUAGCCGUCUUUUUACACCUCCCUACAACUUCAGUUCAUUCAUUGGUGCCACUGUGUGUCUGGUCGGAUUUCUCUACCCCACUCUUUCUUUAGGUGCUGGUUGUUUGGGUGUUGCUGGUUUUGGUGACACUGGAGUGGCUGGUGUCGGUGCCGAGUUCUUCCUGAGGCAAGCUUUUGAUAAAUGCCACGCGGCACCACAGGAACAGCAGUGGGGAUGGCAACAUUCCAUAAUCGCAUCCUUCCUCUUCAUCACUCCCCCUUUUCAGAGAUGCAGUUCCAGUUCCUUCCCCUGUCCUGUUGUUUCUCGGCCAACUGAGUCUGCUGCUGGGGUUCUGAUUGCUACGUGCACUGCUUCGCUGGAGUCGACAUCUGUCGCGGCUUCUUGCACUCGUCCUUUGGCUGCUUUACUGGCGGCCGCUUUUUUAGUUGAUGCACCCUCGGCCGCACCCUUUGUUGCUGCUCACGUUACUGCUUGGGCUUCUCCUUUACCGCUUCUUUUGAUGUAUUCUGUGUUCAGACGCACUGACUUUGUUGUCAUUUCUGUCUAUUUAUCUAUCUCUGCCUGUUUACAUCUAUCUAUCUAUCUAUCUAUCUAUCUCAUUCUGUUCAUAUCUGUCUAUCUAUAUGAGUCUGUCUAUUUAUCUAUCUAUCUCAGCAUGUUCACAUCUAUCUAUCUAUCAUCUAUCUAUCUAUCUAUCUAUCUAUCUAUCUAUCUGUUCUAUCUAUCUAUCUAUAUGAGUCUGUCUAUUUAUCUAUCUAUCUCAGCAUGUUCACAUCUAUCUAUCUAUAUCUAUCUAUCUAUCUAUCUCAUUCUCCUGUUCAUCUAUCUAUCUAUCUAUCUAUCUAUCUAUCUAUCUAUCUAUCUAUCUAUCUCAUUCUGUUCAUAUCUGUCUAUCUAUAUGAGUCUGUCUAUUUAUCUAUCUAUCUCAGCAUGUUCACAUCUAUCUAUCUAUCUAUCUAUCUAUCUAUCUAUCUCAUUCUGUUCAUAUCUGUCUAUCUAUAUGAGUCUGUCUAUUUAUCUAUCUAUCUCAGCCUGUUCACAUCUAUCUAUCUAUCUAUCUAUCUAUCUAUCUAUCUAUCUAUCUAUCUAUCUCAUUCUGUUCAUAUCUGUCUAUCUAUAUGAGUCUGUCUAUUUAUCUAUCUAUCUCAGCAUGUUCACAUCUAUCUAUCUAUCUAUCUAUCUAUCUAUCUAUCUAUCUAUCUAUUUUAGACAAAUUAUAUUUAUUACUGGUAAUAUUUUUUUUUAUCUAUCUAUCUAUCUAUCUAUCUAUCUAUCUAUCUAUCUAUCUAUCUAUCACAAUUUUUUAUUAUUGGUAAUAUUUUUUAUCUAUCUAUCUAUCUAUCUAUCUAUCUAUCUAUCUAUCUAUCUAUUGUCUUAUUAUCAUUUAUCUAUCUAUCUAUCUAUCUGCAUCUAUAAAAUCUAUCUAUCUAUCUAUCUAUCUCAUAAAAUCCAAUGCAUCUUAUCUAAAAUCAAAUCUAUCUGCAUCUAUCUAUCUGCAUCCUUAUAG
This is a messenger RNA of Acanthosepion pharaonis, 1512 nucleotides long. Lineage: Eukaryota; Metazoa; Mollusca; Cephalopoda; Sepiida; Sepiidae. The record is from the annotation of a GenBank genome assembly.